Molecule: messenger RNA, 924 nt
Organism: Cotesia congregata
Lineage: Eukaryota; Metazoa; Arthropoda; Insecta; Hymenoptera; Braconidae
Source: the annotation of a GenBank genome assembly
AUGAAAACUGACGGUGCAAAAAAAUAUUUUCCUAGCCCGAAAUUACCCAAAUUAUUAUUAUCAUCAUUAUUAGAAUUAAAAUUACCAAGGACGAUAAAGCGUGUGUCAUCAAUAAUAUUUACUUUAACAGUACUUGCAAAUACAGUUGCCGCAGAGUAUGUUAACGAAACGAUUUCCAGUGAUUUUGUAUCACGAUGUCGCAGAGAUUGUGUUAUCAAGAGGGACGUUGUGGUCUGUGGUAAAUAUCGUGUUGCUAGGUGGUUAAACGACGUGCGUGAGAAGGAUUUCAGCUACGGGCCGAUAAAAUUUAUAAGGAUACCUGCAGUGACAGAAGAGCCAAUUCUGCCAAAAGUUCCAGCAAAGAAGGCUUACAAAUUCGGUGUGACAGAAACGCUGAAUUUUUUGCGUGACACCGCAGAGGAAAUUAUUAAAAGACGUGCUCUAGUUUAUACUUUCCAACCGGCUUUGAGUAGCGGUAGAUCAUUUUCAAACGCACCGAUCGUAUUGGACGAAGAUGAGCUUGUGCAAAUGCAAAAAGGCGGGAAAGAUAACUCACGGCUUUUCCACAAAAAAAAGAAAGCAAUUAUCCUGCCAGUUCUUAUUCUGCUGAAUUUACUGAAAAUAAAAUUAAUUUUGAUACCCAUAUUUUUGGGCGUGCACUUAAUUAAGAAAUUAAUAAUUAUUGGCGGAUUAUUCGUACCUGGAUUUUUAUCCAAACUGAGAAUCUGCAAGGUUCCUCAUCAUGGAUUUACUUUUCCGUUCCAUUGGGGCACUGCUGCUGAAGCUCCGGUUGAUUAUCCUUCUGGAUACGGUAAUGAAGAUCCAGGCUGGUCACAUAGGAACGAUAUUUAUCCAGGAUUACCAGGAUAUCCAGCGCCUUACCAUUAUCCUCCUGCGUAUUAUAGACAGCGAAGACAAAUUUAG